UAUAAAUAGAUAACUGCACUGUUUUAUUACCAAAACCUAUUUAAUAUUCUCUUAAAAAUUUUGCAAAAUGAACUGUGUAAUUUAUUUUGGUGUGUUAUUAUGUGUUAAAUCUUCUUUCGUGAUAUUAAGUUCGACCACUCACUGUGUUGAACAAAUUGAUAAUAUUCUACAUGACCAAAAUAAUCCAAUUAUACCUGAAAGGCAAACAAAAGAACAAAGAGUUAAAGAAGCUAAAGAAGCAGCAAUAAUUUUUGGAAAUCAGAGUUUAAGUAUUGAAAAACUCAGUGAAGUUGAGAAAGUUGAGGAAACCGAAUUUGAAAAUGUAUUUGAACUUUUACCCAAACGUUAUUCAUCGCUUGUGGAUAGCAUUGGAACAUUUAUAGAAAAAUUCCAGGAAAUUACAAAAAAUGAUAAAAACAUAAACAAAAAUGUUAGCAAAAACGUAAAAAAAAUUGUUAAAAAAUUGAAAACAUUCGAUGAAAAUGAAUUAUUAGACCUAAGAAUUUGUAAACAAAUUAUGAAUAAUCAAUAUUACCCAGUACCACAUGAUUGGGUUUUAAAAUGUCUUAAGCUCAAUUUUGAAUUUAAAAAAUGUGAUCCAGAUAACACCGGAAGAAUCGCUAUUGGUGAUUUUCAGAAUGCCAUCAAUAAAGUUUUUGUUAAUGAUUUAGUAAAAAAACAUAUUUUUAAGAGUUUAUCUGGCGUAAAAGACGUACAAGACAUUUGUUAUGAAGCAUGGUUAUUGAAUAUAAGAAAAAACUUGUAUGAAAGUCAAUUUGGUUUGCACUGUUUAGGAAUGAAAUGUCUUACUUGCAUGGCAUAGUAAAAACAAUAUUUUUAAUUUAUAUAAAAAGUGUCUGUUUUUUUAAAUAAAUCAUAUUAUUACCAAAACAUUUCUACAUU
Messenger RNA from Daktulosphaira vitifoliae (grape phylloxera), 903 nucleotides. RefSeq lists its product as uncharacterized. NCBI's taxonomy places the organism in Eukaryota, Metazoa, Arthropoda, Insecta, Hemiptera, Phylloxeridae. The transcript is spliced from 6 exons. The record is from RefSeq and is a predicted model, not a curated record. Bases 68 to 823 code for a protein of 251 amino acids.